Messenger RNA from Effrenium voratum, 1378 nucleotides. The record is from the annotation of a GenBank genome assembly. NCBI's taxonomy places the organism in Eukaryota, Dinophyceae, Suessiales, Symbiodiniaceae.
AGAUGCGCCGGCUCAGCCAGUGGACGCAUUUCCUUUGUUUCGAUGGCGCCAGCUCGAAAAGGUAAGAACGAGCUGUUCUUCACCAUUCGAGACAAGCCGUUGCCAACUGCAACGAAGGCCGUCAAGAAGGCUACCCUCGUGAGCCUGAACUCGCGAUACCGGCCAACGGACCAGACGACCUUGUUCUUCGCAGCCGCGCGCAAGCAUGGCCAGGACAACGAGGCCUUAGCGCUGUGCAAGAUGCUGCUCGCGGCCGGCGUCCCGUUGGACUUCGUGGACGAGAAUGUCCAGACUGCAUUGUUCUACGCGGCCCGAGAGGGCCAUUGCCGAACCUGCACCUACCUAGUGCAGCAAGGCGUGGACGUGAACCAUGUGGACAAGAACCAGGAGUCGGCGAUCUUUUACGCCGCGAACCGAGCACAUUGGGAGACGGUGCGUACGCUCCUGCAGUGCGGGGCCCGCCUGGACGUGAUCAACCAGUGGGGCUGCAACAUCGUGCAAGUUGCGGCCAAGUCAAUUGCGCCAAAGGUGCAAGAGGAGAUCAACGCGCGAAAGCGUAAGACCUCAGAGGAGGUGGAGGUCGAGAUCUUGCCGGAGAAGCGCCGGAGAGUGGCCACUCCUCUAGAGGCCUUGCGGGACUGGGCCAACGAGUGGCCCAGCACCGAGGCGGUGCAGGGCCAGCACAUCGAAGCCAAGGUGGAGGACUUGGUGAAGCAGGGCGAGGGCUACGCUGUGGUCAGGGCCCCCGUGGUCUCCGCGGCGCGUUUGCGCAUCUCGGAGAAGAACUUCGUGGUGGACCAUGCUGAGUUGAUGGCAAAGCACGCCUGGUUUGCCAACAUUCCCCCAGACAGCUGGUGCAGGAGUUGUGGCGUGAUCGAGGACGGCUUUCAGCCUCCCGACGGGCCCAUUUCGGCCAUCAAGGGAGUGCUGUCCAACGCCAACCCGAAUCACUUUACACUGGCUCUGAUCGAGACGGAGUCGAAGGAGAUCGCGGGCUACGUCCACUGCCAGCGGCAGAAGGAGCAGAACAACCUGCUCAUCUCGCACGUCAAGGUGGACGAAUUGCACAAGGGCAAGGGCCUGGGGGGUUUGCUGAUCAAAGCGGCGGAGGAGCACAGUCACAAUUUGAGCUGGAACUGCGACUCCGUGGGGCUCUCGGUCUUGGAGGCCAACACGCGGGCUACCCGGUGUUAUGAGAAGAACGGCUUCAAGUGCGAAGGUCCCGGUUCCACGGCCCGAUGGGGCCCGGAGAAGAACGAAGCCUCGAUGUGGCAGCGGUGGACAAAGAGCCACCAAUUCGCCAAGAAGAAGACCCCUUGAUCCUGGGGUCAAUCUGACUCUAAUACUAUGGGUUGAAAGUUGACUCCCCAAAUGCAGC